Molecule: messenger RNA, 1161 nt
Organism: Phyllopteryx taeniolatus (common seadragon)
Lineage: Eukaryota; Metazoa; Chordata; Actinopteri; Syngnathiformes; Syngnathidae
Exons: 2
Coding region: 121-1161 (346 amino acids)
Source: RefSeq, a predicted model, not a curated record
CUUGCUGACUCACCUCUCAUUUGUGCUUGCUUAUUUGACUAAUUAAACGUCUCGUCUCUUUCUUUUACAAAUGUCUUGAAAGACAAACUUCAAGGUUUAGAAACUCAAAAGACUGUCCAGAUGCUACCUUCGGAGGUCGAACAAAAGAACAAAGUCUCUCCUCCAGAAAAAGCGAGGCCAAGCAGGCUCGAGCAGCGACAGGAAAUACAUCACGUGACUGAGAUGGUGUUUUUCACCGAGGAAGCUUGGUCUUAUGAGGCCGAGCCAGAAGAUCGAGCCCAAGUUUCGUUCAAGAAAGCCUUGUCCCCGGCGGAACAUGUGAAUGUUUCGUUGCUUGAGACCCGGGUGAAACAGUCUAAGCCGAGAGGCAAGAUAUCUGUGACUGACAGGAAAGAGACUGCUGUGAUAACCAAAAAAACUGAAGAUCUUAAGAAAGAGCAGGAAGCUACUGAAGAAGUUACAGAUGAGAGAAAAGACAAGAAGCAGGUAGUGGCAGUAAAGAAAGAAAGCAGGGCAGCAAUCCAGAAAGAAACUAAGGAGACUGGCGUCAGAGUCUCGACGGUGAAACAGAAAGUAGAAGUCGAGGCAGCCCACGAAGACCGCAUUGAGAUCACUGCAUCUUCUGCACAAGACAAACAAAGCCACAGACCAGAAGACAAGGUGGUAGAGGCCGACAAAGUCAUAGCGAAAGAUGAACAUUCAGCGCUGAGCCAGGUAGCUGAGAAAAAGCGGGAGAAGACUCAACUGAUUGAAGAAAAAAGUAAGGCAGAAGCAGAGGCCUUGGUGUCAGAUAUCCCGUCUCAGCAAAUCCUUUUUCAAGAUUCUUGUGAUAAAACCCCAGAAGAAGACUCAAGUGUUCAGAUUCAAACUUUAAGAAAAAGCCAAGAGAAGGAAGACAAAGCGGCCACCAGAGGUACACCCAGGGGUUUUGACUUCAGCCUCAUCCCCGUCACUCUUUUUUUCCUCAUUCUCUUUUGCCACUUAAGUCUUUCUUCUCUGAAUAGUAACAUCUUGUGUUUGACACUUGUCUUUUUAAAGAAGCUGACAAGAUUCCUGCUGUUGUGGAGAUGCUGGAGAAAGAAGUCGAGAGAGGUAGAGCAGCAGCACGUCUGCCUUUGGGCUGACCAAUUGCUGGUUGUCUUUUCUGUGUAUUCUAACUAA